AUGGCCCAACAAAUUUCAUCAGGUAAACAAAAGCCGAAGGCCACGACCAUUGAAGACUGGGCUCGGUCCGAUGUCUAUCACAACUCCUUCCUCAUCCCACAAGAUUCUGUACUUGACGCCGCCCUGAAGAAUAGCGCUGCGAAUGAUCUACCGGAGAUUGCUGUCAGCGUUUCACAAGGGAAAUUUUUGCAACUUCACGCCAGGGCUAUCCAAGCGAAACGAAUUCUGGAAGUUGGAACACUUGGAGGUUACUCCACUAUAUGGCUGGGACGUGCGCUCCCCGAGGAUGGAGAGCUGAUUACGCUGGAGAUUAGCAGCAAGCACGCAAAGGUCGCCGAAGAGAAUUUAUCCAACGCUGGGUUAUCGUCCAAAUGCAAAAUCAUCGUUGGCCCAGGACACGAGUCCAUGGUCGAGCUCCCUUCAGAAAAGAAAUUUGAUUUCAUUUUCAUUGAUGCAGACAAGCCGUCGAAUGUCAAAUACUUUACCGAGGCGAAACGGCUCAUUAGGAAGGGCGGCGUCAUUAUCGUUGAUAAUGUUGUGCGUUUUGGGCGCGUUGCCGACCCAGAGCAGUCUGACCCUAAUAUUGAAGGAGUAAGAUCAUUGUUGAAUGCUUUGAAAGGCGACAAGGAUGUAGAUGCCACGACCAUAGCUACUGUAGGGGAGAAGGCGUACGAUGGCUUCAUUUACGCCAUUCGAAACUAA
Messenger RNA from Lentinula edodes (shiitake mushroom), 702 nucleotides. Its product is annotated as O-methyltransferase family 3 protein. Gene Ontology annotation, molecular function: S-adenosylmethionine-dependent methyltransferase activity; O-methyltransferase activity. NCBI's taxonomy places the organism in Eukaryota, Fungi, Basidiomycota, Agaricomycetes, Agaricales, Omphalotaceae. The coding region runs from base 1 to 702 and encodes 233 amino acids. The record is from RefSeq and is a predicted model, not a curated record. The transcript has 4 exons.